Magallana angulata is the source of this 5056-nucleotide messenger RNA. RefSeq names its product kinesin-1 heavy chain-like. Gene Ontology annotation, biological process: negative regulation of gene expression. The record is from RefSeq and is a predicted model, not a curated record. The transcript is spliced from 14 exons. Gene Ontology annotation, cellular component: nucleus; cytoplasm. Gene Ontology annotation, molecular function: transcription corepressor activity; NAD+ poly-ADP-ribosyltransferase activity. Bases 194 to 3292 code for a protein of 1032 amino acids. NCBI's taxonomy places the organism in Eukaryota, Metazoa, Mollusca, Bivalvia, Ostreida, Ostreidae.
ACGAAAUCUGUUGUGAGAGUAUAUAUUUCUUAAUGAAACUCACAAAUAUGAGUUAUGAGUUGUUACAAACCUCCAAAGUCUGACGGAUAUUGUUACAAACCUCCAAAGUCUGACGGAUAAAUAAGACGUCCAACUUCGACUUUUUCGUCAGGAAAAGGGGUCAAAACCAAUUGUGGUUUUUGUUCUGUUCGGUAUGAUGGCAGAAGAGACGGCAUCUUAUCACACUUAUUGGUUAAGUGAGACUCAAUCUCAUCGAAUAAAAUCACGGCGGUCCCGAAGAUUCAAGCCUUUUGACAGGAAACGCAAUAUAAGUGAAAUUGAGGACAGCCACGACAGAAGUACGAAAUGUCCACCAGCCCCCUCCCUAUCAGUUUCAAUUAUCAAAUCUGACGUAACAUUGAAUUUCAACAUGAAGGAUAAUGAUACUGAAGAUGUAAGAUGGUAUAUUGGAAGAAGACGAAGAGACACUGAGAUGAAACAUCUUGCAUACACAAUGAAUAGUUCCCCGUGUCGAUUUCCUCUAUAUAUGGCAGAUAUAUUUAGUAAAACUAAGGACGGGCAGAGCAGUGCAUCAAGGUGUCGGUGUUGUAUUUACUUAAAAGAAAAUAAAGAGCCUGAGGUUGAAGUGAUUGAUCUGGUGGGAGUACAAACAGACUCAAUCAAGCCAGAAGAUAAAGAUAUCAGGAGACUUAGAGGGGUCCAAGAAAAUGAAGAUUACUUAAUUCAUAGAUAUAUGUACGAGGACUCUAAAACCAUGGCUAGAAAAAAAGAAGAACUCAAGGAUUUAAGAACAAACCAAGAAUUAAGGUUUGCCCUAAAGAAACUACAGGCUGCUUAUGACGAAAUUAAGACCGAGGAGACAGAAAAAUCAAAGAAAUUGAAGAAACUACAUACUGAUUAUGAAAAUCUAAAGACUGAGGAGACAGAAAAAUCAAAGACAUUAAAGAAACUACAAACUGGUUAUGACAAACUAAAGACUGAAGAGACAGAGAAAUUAAAGAAACUACAGGCUGAUUUUGACAAACUAAAGACCGAGGAAACAGAAAAAUCAAAGAAAUUAAAGAAACUACAUACUGAUUAUGAAAAACUAAAGACUGAGGAGACAAAAAAAUCAAAGACAUUAAAGAAACUAAAAACUGGUUAUGACAAACUAAAGACCGAAGAAGCAGAAAAAUCAAAGAAAUUAAAGAAACUACAGACUGAUUAUGACGAACUAAAGACUGAAGAGACAGAGAAAUUAAAGAAACUACAGGCUGAUUUUGACAAACUAAAGACCGAGGAAACAGAAAAAUCAAAGACAUUAAAGAAACUACAAACUGAUUAUGACAACCUAAAGACCGAGGAGACAGAAAAAUCAAAGAAAUUAAAGAAACUACAAACUGAUUAUGACAAACUAAAGACUGAGGAGACCGAGAAAUUAAAGAUAUUACAAACUGAUUAUGACAAACUAAAGACCGAGGAAACAGAAAAAUUAAAGACAUUAAAGAAACUACAAACUGAUUAUGACGAACGAAAGACUGAAGAGACAGACAAAUUAAAGAAACUACAGGCUGAUUUUGACAAACUAAAGACCGAUGAAACAGAAAAAUCAAAGACAUUAAAGAAACUACAAACUGAUUAUAACGAACUAAAGACUGAAGAGACAGAGAAAUUAAAGAAACUACAGGCUGAUUUUGACAAACUAAAGACCGAUGAAACAGAAAAAUCAAAGACAUUAAAGAAACUACAAACUGAUUAUGACGAACUAAAGACUGAAGAGACAGAGAAAUUAAAGAAACUACAGGCUGAUUUUGACAAACUAAAGACCGAGGAAACAGAAAAAUCAAAGAAUCUACAGCCAGUACAGGAGCUGUCCCUGCAGAUAAAUUACGGCGAGCAAUUAGCUAAACAGGAUCUUAAGGGGCUAAAGGAAAAUGUGGCCAAAGAGCUGCAGACCCUUCACAACUUAAGAAAGCUGUUUGUGGAAGACUUACAGAACCGUGUUAAAAAGUCAGCCAAUAAGAAAGAGGAUGAGGAUGAUGAUGACACAGGAGGAAGCAUGGCACAGAAACAGAAGAUAUCAUUCCUAGAGAACAAUCUAGAACAGCUGACCAAAGUUCACAAACAGCUUGUAAGGGAUAACAGCGACCUGCGUUGUGAACUUUUUAAGAUGGAGGGCAGACUGCGAGCCACAAUGGAGAGAACGAAAUCCCUGGAAACCGCGCUAAAGGAGGCCAAGGAGGGUGCCAUGAGAGACAGGGAGCGAUACCAACAUGAGCUGGACAGAAGAAAGGAAGCAGUCAUACAGAAGAAUCUCGCCAGACAGGGCCAUGCCGCUCAUGGACUGUUGACACCGAUUGUUGAGGAAGGAAAGCCUCAUGGUCACCAAUGGAACCCAGUAGUUGAGGACAAAGAUGCCUCUAAAGCCACCAUUAUUGUUUAUGGAGAAAGCCAAGAUAUUGAUACAGGAAUUAACAGACUUGAACAUUUAUUGAAAGGAGAUUUUCAUGAAAAAGAAUUCAAAGAUGAAAUUAUUCCAAGGCUAUCUAAAACUCAGAUUAAGGCUUUGUACGACUUAAAAGAAAAAUUCCAUAUAGAUGUAAACAUUGACAAAGAUAAAGGAAUGGUCCUCCUUUAUGGAACAAAAGAUUAUAUAAGUGCAGCAUCUGACGUCUAUCAUGAAAUUAUACGAGACAAAACAGCCUUUACCUUUGAACUCCCAUCAGAGUGGUCAACUAUGCCAGACUCUGACAAUCUGUCUGUGGUCCCAGUUAACUCAGGUAGCCCAGACUAUACCAAUGUGAUGAACAGAUUCCAUCGACAAGUAGGCAAAAGGGAAAUUGUUAAAUUGGAGAGAAUUCAGAACAAGAUGUUGUACCAACAAUAUGUCGCCAAAAAGAAGUUGCUAGAUUCUCAAAAUCCUAAAGGAACAAAGAAUGAAAGAAAACUCUGGCAUGGAACUGCACCUGAUGCUGUGAACAGUAUUAACUCUCUUGGAUUCAACAGGAGUCACUGUGGUAAAAAUGCUACAAAAUAUGGAGAAGGGGUGUAUUUUGCUGUGAGUGCCAACUACUCUGUAUUAGACACUUAUUCCCAUCCCGAUAGCAAAGGACACAAAAGAAUAUACCUAUGUAAAGUCCUUACCGGGGAUUAUACGGUUGGACAAAAGGGAAUGAGGGUGCCACCUGCAAAAAAGGGACAGCAGUCUCACAUUUUGUAUGAUUCUGUUGUCAAUAACGUUAGUAAGCCAGAAAUGUUCAUCAUCUUUAAUGACACGCAAGGCUACCCAGACUACCUUAUUACAUUCAAAUAGAAUUAUCAUGAACAUCCACAGCAAACCAACGAGAUAUACCAUUGAUCACCGGUAUACCAGCAUGUAUUUAGUGGGUUUUUAAAAAUGUCUUUUGAUGUUUGUUUUGACUUUGCAAUCAUUAUUAUUAUAAGUUUUUCAUUCCUUUCAAAAUAACAUCUUAUAAUUUUUAUCGAAUUUUAGCUAGCCUUUUGUAAAAAGCUGCUUGUUUUAUAUGGUUAAGACUUUGUACGCUGAUAGAACUGGUGUCUGAAUCUUUUGUAAAUUUCAUAUUUAUAUAUAUAUAUUGUAUUCUAUAUAACAGUAGAAUAUAGUUUGUUCAAAUCAGUUUGACUUGUAAUGGGGUGCAAGUAGAACUCUGUCAAGAACUUAAAAUUUAUAUUUAACGUAGAUGAUUUUUAAUUUGUAGGUCACCCAAGUUACUCAAGUGACCUAUCUAUUGCAAUUGGUAUCCGUCAGUCGGCAUGUGUUAAGAAUUGAUUAUUUUUAACUUCCCGGCCAAUUCUUUUCAAAUGUAAUAUGUUGCAUCUUCAGGGUAAGAGGAACAUAAAUUGUAAAUUACAUGACUUUUGCUCCAUAGGGGCCCUUUUGACAUUUUUCAAAAAUCUUCAAAGAUCUCUACUUCUGCACAUCUGACCGAAAAACUGAAUGAUGUUGACCAGAAAGCCCUCUACCAAACUGUAAAUUUCAUGUCCCCUUGGAAUGGGUCUUUGACUUCAGAGCGGGGCCAUAUACAUGUAAAUGGUCUACAUAAUUACGUAAUAAAAUGUUUUAAAAAUCUUCUUUUAGAAACUGAUUGCACAUUUUGAAAGUACAUAAACCCCUCUACCAAAAUUGUAAAUCUUAUGUCCCUCUAGAUAGAGUUUUGGCACCAGGAUGGGGACAAAAUGGCGUAUUAGAGUUACUGUACAUAAUGAUUUUAAAAAAUUCUUUACUUCUACUUAAUUAAUAUACUGAUUUUAAAGUGACUGUAUUUUAGUUAAGAAAUACCAUAAAGCUGUCUAUUAAAACUGUAAGUUUCAUGACACCCUUGCAAGGGCUCUAGUUAUGGUGGUGGAUUGCAUGGUCUGAUAGAGUAUACCAAUAUAAUGUUUAAAAACCUUAUUCUUUUGUUCUGCUGUUCAAUUUGAAUGAAAGAUGACUGCACAUUUAAAGGAGAGAUUUAAGAAACCAAGAUACCUUUUGGAGCAAGAGUUAAGUUUGGAAGGCGAGCUUAAAAAUUGUAAUACUUAAGAAAAUCCAAAUAGAGAAACUGUUCCCUUUUAUUUUUUACAUUCCUCUUUGCAAAUUCGACCAACGGCUAUUGGAAAACUGAUCAUUCCAAACCUAAUGCUGAUGCUAAGCACUAUGAAUUUAUAAUUACUGUGAUGUGCUUUCAAUAUUUUUAUAAAUCGAAAUGUGCUCCUUUUUGAAAUAUUAAACAUAAAUAGUGUUUAUUUUCAUUAUCUUUUAUUAUGUGCAGGUACAUGUGUGGUAGCCUUGUCAUCUUGUCUUUUCGGUGGCAACCACCAGUACUCUCUCAAUAGAUUUGGCAGACCAUACAAUAAAUAAAAUUUCCUAAGUAAAUGUUAUAACCACAUAGGUUAUAAAUUACUGUAAUAUGAAAUUUCAAAAUUACCAACAGUUUGACAAAAAGAACCAUAAAUAUAUCUUAUACAGAUCUUAGUUUUUAAAGAACUGAUUUCAUACUCCAUAGUGCUGCCUUUUUAAAAUUGCCUAACAUACAUUGUGUGACAUAAUUUAACCAAUAAAAAUUUACCUAAAAUU